This is a messenger RNA of Brachypodium distachyon (stiff brome), 743 nucleotides long. RefSeq names its product putative adagio-like protein 2. The transcript is spliced from 3 exons. Bases 235 to 552 code for a protein of 105 amino acids. NCBI's taxonomy places the organism in Eukaryota, Viridiplantae, Streptophyta, Magnoliopsida, Poales, Poaceae. The record is from RefSeq and is a predicted model, not a curated record.
ACUGCCUUUUUCGCCGCCUUGUCCACUCGUUCUCGUCUCGUCUUCCUCCUCCCGAUUAAAACCCGCCUCUAUUUAAAACCGGACCCCUAAACCGAAUCCAUCCCCCACUCCGUGCAGCGGCGCCGCGGGAGAGAGCUGCUGCUGCUAACCCUAGCCACCGAGCGAGAGCAGGGAUCAGCGGGGCGGCCGGCAUUGGCUAGCUCGCGGUUAAUUUGGUUUGCGGGCCGGCGCGCCAUGGAGUCGGACGAGGAGCAGGAGCAGGAGGUCUGGCCGCCGUCGUGGGAAGGCGGCGGCGCGCGGUUGUGGCUGCCGAUCAAGGGGGAGCUGGGUGGCGCGUGCGGGCUGGUGGUGUCGGACGCGCUCGAGCCCAGCUUCCCCAUCAUCUACGUCAACCGCGGCUUCGAGGCCGCCACCGGGUACAAGGCCGAGGAGGUCUUCGGGAUGAACUGCUAUGGCUUGGAUGGUGCCGUGGUUUCUGAUGAUCGGGAAAGGUGUGAGUGCAUUGAAAAGCUGUUGGAGCGUGAAGCAAGUCACCAAGUACCGCUCAUAUGAAAAAUUGGUAUAGUGCAUGUCUCCAUCUAUGCUGUACAUGACUUAAGGUGAGCUACUCAGGUCAUGAUAAUGGAACUAUCAAUUUCUGAAGACUGAGAUAAAUCCUCACAGUUUGCACGAACUGAAUCUGAUGUACAUUGCUCUUGUCAUGAGCCAUUAUAUAUGAUAUGAGUAUUAUAUUAUUUGAGUUA